Messenger RNA from Girardinichthys multiradiatus, 3828 nucleotides. Its product is annotated as prostaglandin E2 receptor EP4 subtype-like. Gene Ontology annotation, cellular component: plasma membrane. The transcript has 2 exons. Gene Ontology annotation, biological process: negative regulation of inflammatory response; adenylate cyclase-activating G protein-coupled receptor signaling pathway; positive regulation of cytosolic calcium ion concentration. The record is from RefSeq and is a predicted model, not a curated record. Gene Ontology annotation, molecular function: prostaglandin E receptor activity. Lineage: Eukaryota; Metazoa; Chordata; Actinopteri; Cyprinodontiformes; Goodeidae. The coding region runs from base 1178 to 2368 and encodes 396 amino acids.
AAAUAAUAAACUGAAUCUGAAUCAAUUGGGAUGUAUGUACCCGACUUUAAAUCUGUAUGAUUCGAUUAAAUUUACUUUGUAACAUGAUUUAAGACGAUGUGUGUUGUGAAUUGAUGCCAUAUUCAGCAAAAAAAAUUAAAUCUAAGGUUUUUCUGCAUAAAAGAGAAAUGUGCUUGGGUUUACCAUAUCAGAGUAAAUGUAACUCUGAAGCAUUUGGUGAAAGAAUGGAGGACUAAAAGUGUUUCAGUGUGGACAACCACCAGUAACAUAUGAAUAGUCAUGUAUGUGCCGUAAACACACCUCCUUUGGAUCUCAUGAAUGCGUUUUCCAUCCUAUUUAGCAAACUUGAUAAAAGACUGAGGUUAUGCAGUCAUUUUCUGGCCAUAGCAAAUACUCAAAGCACUUUACAUUGGAUCCACAUUUGCCAACUGCAGUCACAAAAAUAUAUAAGAACAGAUCAAUAAGCAAUUUGACAACUUCUCCACCUGUUGAUCCACAACGAUCCCUCUGUUCUUCCUUGUGGGAUUGUUGUUCAUUUCAUCUGCAGAGUUUCUCAGAUUCUGCAAGAUUCUUGGGUCUGGUGUGCACAGCUCUUUUGAUAUGCAGUAGUUUGUGAUGAUUUUGAUUAAAACUAUGGCACCUCUCAUAAGAUGUAGAAACUUACACAUGCUCUGACUUUUAGAUAAUUUGAAAAAAGAUUACCAGUAGCCUUUUAAAUGUCCAAAAUAAGUUUUCCUCUGUCAGUAAACGCCAUUGGAGGGACAAUUUAUGUCUUGCUUUCAUCAUAAAAAGGAAAUAUUGAGUGACGGAAAGUCUUCUGGAGCCCAUUGCCUCUAUCUUCACUCAUCUGUUCGAACUGGACCCUCUGUGACUGUGGCAAAUACCCCACGUCUGUGAUGACGCAUGUGACGGCAGGAAAUUGGAGAGAAAGACUGAAGACAAACAUUUUUUCUGCCUGUCUCCAUCCCAUACAUCAGACCCGUCAGGCUGUUGGUUGGUUGGUUGGUUGGUUGGUUGGUUCAGCAGCCUACAUCCGGGACCACCCCCCGUGUCAGCCCACUGCGGUGCGCCAUGAUAUAAGCGGUUGACUUGCGGAUUGCUGGAAAGCAGAAGAGUUCGGAUCACCAUAGAACAUUCCUCUAGUUGACUCCCCGUCAUCCCUUGCAGGGAAACGGAAAUGUGCUCCCAGAUCCCGGGAAGACCAAUGCAAAUAUCACACGGCAGCAUCUGGCUGACUCUGACAAUGGAGACUCCGAACUUUACGCACGGAUCUGCGCCCAUUAAUGAGUCGCUGCGCCAGCGUUCAAACAACUCAGCUGAAAUCGCUUUGCCGAUCUUUAUGUUUGCUGGCGGGGCCAUUGGGAAUCUGAUCGCCAUACUUGUGCUUUCAGUGUCCCGACAGGAGAAAAAGUCCUCCGCCUUCUUCUCGCUGGUGCGCGGUCUGGCGGUGACUGACCUUCUGGGCACCUGUUUGGCCAGCCCGCUCACCAUAGCCAACUACAUAGACCAGCAUGUACUGCGGGACCGGCGCGUCUGCGAGUUCGACUCGUUUCUGCUGUUGUUUUUCGGUUUGACCGGACUGAGCAUCAUUUGCACCAUGGCAGCAGAGCGGUACCUGGCCAUCUGCUGCCCCUACAGAUACCAGAGGUGGGCAGUGGACCGACGCUUCGCGCAGAAGUUCCUGUUCUUUAUUUACAUCAGUCACAUUUUAUUCUGCUGCCUGCCCAUGAUGGGCAUGUCCAGGAGCGAGCUGCAGCCACACGGCACCUGGUGCUUUAUCGACUGGAAGACCCCCGAGCCGGUGGCCGCCGCCUAUUCCGUCCUGUAUGGGGCCGUGAGCCUGCUGCUGAUUCUCGGAACCAUCGUGCUGAACCUGGCGGUGUGCGGAGCGCUGCUGCUGAUGCGCCGCAGAAACGUGCAGCGGGCCUUCACCAGAACCAGCGUCAGGCAGAGGUGGAGGGAGCUGUCCUCGGCCGCAGAGACGCAGAUGAUGACGGUUCUGGUGAUGACCUCCGCGGUGGUUCUGGCCUGUUCGGCUCCGUUAGUGGUGCGCAUUUUUGCCAACCGCUUCCAGAAUGACCAAAAGGCAGAUCUGACAGCCAUCCGGAUCGCCUCACUGAACCCCAUCCUGGAUCCCUGGAUCUACAUCCUCCUCAGGAGGUCCCUGUUCCGACGUUUGCUCAGUCUGUCCAGGAGAUGCGACAGCCCCAGCAUUUCCCCGCCUUUGACUCAAAGUGAUCUGCUGUGUCCCGAAAUCAUGAAGGACCACGUGUUGACUCAGCUGAUGUGCAACGCAAACAUCAUCACUCAUCUGUCCGCCUCUGCCAGAUUCCCACCGUAUAACACUGAGAUUCUCUGCGAGACCUGAAGCUUUGCAGAAUCGGUGGAUGUUAGUUGUGAGCACCUGCAGGGAAGCAGAGAAACUCAGUGGGACAGAAAAACUGAGAUGGCUACAUAAAUCUCCACGGUAACCGGACAUGCAGAGAUGAACACAAGAAACGUUUGUACACACAAACAAGGAAUAUGACUUCAGUUCCACUUUGCUCUUAAGAAAUUCUAAAAAUAUAAUAUACAUACAAACAUAUAUACAUAUAUAUAUAUAUAUAUAUAUAUAGAUUGAUUGAUUGAUAGAUAUAAGAUAUAUGGAGGGAAGGUCAGCCCUGAUAAUUCUCUCUGCAGAUCUAAUCGUUCGUUGUAGUUUGGACCUGUUCUAUUUUGUGACUAAGCCAAACCAAACAGUGAUGGACGAACACAGGACAGACGGAUUGAUGGCAGUGUAGAAGAGGACCACCAGCUCCUGUGGAAGGUGCCACAGGAAGUAUAGUCUCUGCUGGGUCUUCUGAUGUCUAUGUGUGAGGACCAGCUUUCUCCUAGGAACCAGAAGAAAGUAGACACGGUGUGGUUGAGGAUUGUGAAGGGACAGUGUGGGGGUGUUCUCCAGAAGUUCACCAUCAUCUUCAGUCCUGAGUGGAUUAAGUUCCAGGUGGUUCUGAGUGCACCAUCUCCUGUCUGUCUGCAUACAGACAGGAGAUGGACCUGUCGAUCCAUCUCUUGUCUGUAUGCAGACUCCCCAGCUGCUGCCAGUCAGUCAGGAAGUUGGUUAUCCACUGACAGGUGGAGGCCACCACUGUGAGCUGGGUGAGCUUCUGGUGGAGGAUGUCUGGGUCAAUGGUGAUGAAGGCCAAGCUAAAGUCCACAGACAGAAUCCUGGUAAUAGGCCUGUAGUUGUUUAGCGCCGUGAUGGUGCGUUUCUUGGAGACCAAGAUGAUGGCGAGGCGUUUGAAGCACGAAGGAGCCUCACACACCUUCAGAGACUUGUAGGUCUGAGUGAAGAUGGGGACCAGUUGGUCAGUGCAGGCUUUCAGGAAUGAGGGCCUUCCUGGUCUUCUAAAAGAGCCCAUUUACUUCUUCCUCAGAGAUCUCACAUGCAGGUAGGGGGUGUGAGGAGAGGAGUGUGAUUGGUGCAUGGGGAGCUUUAUUUAUUAGAUGAAAACAGAAAGAAAUACUCCCUUAUUCUUAUGAGCCCUUAUUCUGUACCUGUCAGUGUUUUACAUGACCUGUGUGGCCUGGCCUUAAUACUGCAGUUUGAUUUGUUGUAAAAUCUCUGGGUUAUUUCCUCCAAAAGCCUAUCUUCAUCUUGACCCUUCACCUUAUCUGUCAGCACAUUCUACUUUCUCAUGUUAAAACAUAAAUAUUCCUCUGAACUAACCGCUUAUGGACAUUAUAAAGGUCUUCCUUAAAUCACAAUGAUGCCAUAUUUUAUAUAUGUAAAGUUGUUCAAACUUCUCAUUAAAACUUUUUAUUUCUUUUCUUUUAGGGAGCCAAGAC